CGUCAGCGGACUUUUCCGAUUGGUAUCGCUACUAUACAGUAGAUCCUGCAGAUAUAUAAUUGUGGGUGUGGGGGCCAAAAUAAAUAGGUAUGUAGAUAUGCGAAUCCAAGUAAAUCUGGUAGGUGCCAGGUGGUCGUGGGCGAUCUUAGAUCUAGGCGCAUCCUCGUGGUGGUGGUGGUGGUGGUGGUGGUGGUGGGCUGCGAUGGAGAUGUAUUUCCGAGGAGCGAGCAGUUCGAUCCGAGGGAUAUGUAUGUAUUAUAUGUGCAUUGGGAACGAGAGCAGCGGACCCCAUCCCGGAGAUACCUAUCGAAUUGAUGGAGCCGGAGCAAAAGAAAUUCGGUAGGUAUAAUGCAAAGCCAGCCAAUCGCUCAUCCACCAGUAGCUGGGCCCAGAG
Messenger RNA from Tricharina praecox, 394 nucleotides. RefSeq lists its product as uncharacterized. Lineage: Eukaryota; Fungi; Ascomycota; Pezizomycetes; Pezizales; Pyronemataceae. The coding region runs from base 98 to 343 and encodes 81 amino acids. The record is from RefSeq and is a predicted model, not a curated record. The transcript has a single exon.